AUGGAUUGGGAAGAGGCGACCAAGCUAAGGUUGUUUCAACUCAAUGAGAUGGAUGAAUUUCGAUACCAGGCAUAUGAGAGUGCAGUACUUUAUAAGGGUGAUCUCGUCUUGCUGUUUAACUCUCGCUUGAAGUUGCAACCGGGUAAGCUAAAAUCAAGGUGGUCUGGUCCGUUUGAGGUGGUAGGUGCUUCACCCCAUUGGGCGAUUGAACUGAAGUCCGGAGAUGGAACUCGGACAUUUAAGGUGAAUGAGCAGAGGGUGAAGCACUAUCAUGGGAUAGUUGAUGGGGAUAGAAUUGUUGACUGA
Lycium ferocissimum is the source of this 306-nucleotide messenger RNA. RefSeq lists its product as uncharacterized. The coding region runs from base 1 to 306 and encodes 101 amino acids. The record is from RefSeq and is a predicted model, not a curated record. Lineage: Eukaryota; Viridiplantae; Streptophyta; Magnoliopsida; Solanales; Solanaceae. The transcript has a single exon.